This is a messenger RNA of Cucurbita maxima (winter squash), 1776 nucleotides long. RefSeq names its product probable beta-1,3-galactosyltransferase 2. Gene Ontology annotation, molecular function: hexosyltransferase activity. The transcript is spliced from 11 exons. Gene Ontology annotation, cellular component: Golgi membrane. The record is from RefSeq and is a predicted model, not a curated record. Lineage: Eukaryota; Viridiplantae; Streptophyta; Magnoliopsida; Cucurbitales; Cucurbitaceae. The coding region runs from base 267 to 1490 and encodes 407 amino acids.
CUUCCCCUCUUCCUUCUCUGCUUUUUCAUUUCCCUUCAGCUUCCAGAGAUCUUCUACACAGACAAAUUUGUUUCAUACUCUUCUCUGUUCUUAAUCCUCUGAUUCAAACAUUAUUCUAUACCUAAUUUCAAAAUUUCUCGAUCUCCCAGCUGUUUUAUUUUGAAUUUUUGUUCAUUUUUUCAUCUGGGUCUGAACUUGAUCGAAUGUUUAUGGGGUUUUCUUGGGAGAAGUUGUUAGCGACAGCAUAAAUAGAAUCUGGGUUGAAGAUGUCCUGGAAAAUUAAGGCCGAGCAAUCUUCACGGAGCGUUGUUCCUCAGAGAUGGGCUGUUUUUCUUUGCCUGAGCAGCUUCUGUUUGGGGAUGAUCUACACAAACAGGAUGUGGACUGUUCCUGAACCUAGAGGAAUCGCUCAAACUACGGCGUACGAAGCCAAAAAGUUGAAGUUAGUUUCAGAAGGUUGCGAUUCGAAAUCGUUGGAUGAGAAGGACGUUAAGCGUGUGUCGAGAAACAUUUUCGGAGAAGUCUUUAAGACUCACAAUGCCAUACAAACAUUAGAUAAGACCAUUUCAAAUUUGGAGAUGGAAUUGGCUGCUGCCAAGGCAGCACAAGAGUCAAUACAGAGUGGUUCGCCUUCAUCGGACGAUCUAAAGAGUUCCCCGUCAUCUGGGAGAAGAAGAUACUUGAUGGUUGUAGGGAUCAAUACUGCUUUUAGUAGCAGGAAAAGACGAGAUUCGGUUCGUGCAACGUGGAUACCUCAAGGCGAGAAGAGGAAGAAACUAGAGGAGGAGAAGGGGAUUAUAAUUCGCUUUGUCAUCGGCCACAGUGCCACAUCCGGAGGUAUCCUUGACAGAGCUAUUGAAGUAGAGGACAAAAAGCAUGGAGAUUUUCUUAGACUGGACCAUGUUGAAGGGUACCUCGAAUUGUCUGCCAAGACAAAGACAUAUUUUGCAACAGCCGUUGCAACGUGGGAUGCAGAUUUCUACGUCAAGGUUGACGACGAUGUUCACGUAAAUAUAGCCACACUAGGAGAAACGCUAGUCAGACAUCGAUUGAAACGACGGGUUUACAUCGGAUGCAUGAAAUCAGGACCUGUCCUGUCACAAAAGGGAGUUCGAUACCACGAACCCGAACACUGGAAGUUUGGUGAGGCAGGUAACAAGUAUUUCCGCCACGCAACAGGCCAGUUAUAUGCCAUCUCGAAGGAUUUAGCGACCUACAUAUCGAUACACCAGCAUGUUCUGCACAAGUAUGCCAAUGAAGAUGUUUCCUUAGGAUCUUGGUUUAUUGGACUUGACGUGGAGCACAUCGACGAUCGGAGACUUUGUUGUGGAACUCCGCCCGAUUGUGAAUGGAAGGCACAAGCAGGCAACGUCUGCGUCGCUUCAUUUGACUGGAGCUGCAGCGGAAUUUGCAAGUCGGCCGAGAAGAUUAAGGAAGUCCAUCGUCGAUGCGGAGAAGGCGAGAAGACAUUGUGGAGUGCCACCUUUUAAAACGGCACAGUGCUAGCUUCAUCUCGACUCGUUCCAAACUCGUGAAGGUCUACGGGCUUGCAAGUCCGGUUUUUGUACCGAAUCUGUAUCGUAUUAUCAUUAUACAGAGAUAGAGAUCGGUGAGCAAGGCAACUCCAUGCGAGGCUGUGGAGAGUAUUAGCCAAAAGUAGGCAGCUGAGAGAGCAAGAGAAGGGCUUCAAGGAAUUCAAGCUCCUCAUAAUAAACACAAUUCUUCUCAUUUGAAUAAUAUAAAGAAUGGUUAGUUGCUGAUUAAUUAUUUUCUCAA